Molecule: messenger RNA, 1992 nt
Organism: Centrocercus urophasianus (Greater sage-grouse)
Lineage: Eukaryota; Metazoa; Chordata; Aves; Galliformes; Phasianidae
Gene: ATP1B4
Product: ATPase Na+/K+ transporting family member beta 4
Exons: 8
Coding region: 1-954 (317 amino acids)
Biological process (GO): potassium ion transport; regulation of DNA-templated transcription; sodium ion transport
Cellular component (GO): nuclear inner membrane; sodium:potassium-exchanging ATPase complex
Source: RefSeq, a predicted model, not a curated record
AUGGAGAUGACUGCUGCCUCUGAGGGAGGCACCCACCAGGGGCUGGAAAAUAAGCAUGAAGAGAAAGUGCAGGAUCCCGACAGAGGGAAGGCAGAGACCAAGGCAGAGAUGGGGAACAAAACAUGGGCAGACCUGGCCGGGGAGAUGAAGACUUUCCUGUGGAACCCAGAGGAGAGAACCUGCAUGGGGAGAACAGCCAAGAGCUGGGGCCUGAUCUUACUGUUCUACUUCAUCUUCUACACGUGCCUGGCGGGGAUGUUUGCCUUCUGCAUGUAUGUGAUGCUGCUCACCCUGAGUCCCUACACUCCCACCUACCGGGACCGUGUGUCUCCACCAGGAGUAAUGAUCAGACCGUACCUGAACGGCUUUACUAUUGCCUUCAACGUCUCCAAGCCCAGCACGUGGCAGCCGUAUGUGGACAGCAUGCACCAGUUCCUAGCAGCUUACGAUGACAAAGUUCAAGAGGAGAAGAACAUUGAGUGUGUCCCAGGACAGUACUUCAUCCAAGGGGGCAACGACAGUGAGGAGAAGAAGGCCUGCCAGUUCAAGCGCUCACUGCUGCAGAACUGCUCAGGGAUUGAGGAUCCGACGUUUGGCUUCUCUAAGGGACAGCCCUGCAUCCUGCUGAAGAUGAACCGGAUCAUAGGCUACCGCCCUGGCGCUGGGGUCCCUGUGAACGUGGACUGCAAAAUGCAGAAAGGCAAUGAGAGCGAUCUGAGGUCAGUGGACUUCUACCCUGGAAAUGGCACAUUUGACCUCAUGUAUUACCCCUACUACGGCAAGCUCACACACGUCAACUACACGUCCCCCCUGGUGGCCAUGCACUUCACAGACGUGAAGAGGAAUAGUUUGGUCCACAUUCAGUGCAAGCUGAACGGGAAAGGGAUCAUCAAUGAUGUUAACAGCGACCGCUUCCUGGGCCGGAUCAUCUUCACACUCAGCAUCGGAAAGUAGCCAGUAAACACAAGGCAUGAGGUUAAGUCGGUCAGAGGCUUUUCCUUCUUAAAACAUAAAGACAGCUUUUUUUUUUUUUUUUUUUUUUUUUUUUUCCUUUUUUCUCCCACUAGGAAAACAGACAUGUGGAAAUUUUUGUUGAAUUAUUAUUUUUUUUUUAAUAGUUAGGAAACAAAUGAGAUGCAACCGCAUCUUUCAGCAUCUGAUAAAUCAUGAUUGGUAAAAAUUAAAAGUUACACUUUGGGCAGAGGAUUUGCAAAAGCAUUUCAGUUUUUAUUAGAAGAACUCUGGUACCUGAACACUGUUCCCAUAAGAUCUCUUACACAUGUGACCUCUGUUUUAAUCUUUACAAUAGUUUUAGGUGCAAUUCUCAGGCAACAGCUAACGAGAUGGUGGUUUAUCAGUACUAUUCCUGUUCAAAUACCAAACACCAAACGUUCUGGACGAUGCUUGCGAUGACAGUUAACAAGAUGGCAAACCUCAAAGUGCCACUGGACUGCUGGCAACAGCAGCACCCUGCCUGCAGCUCAGCCCACCCGGCCCAUACAGGGUGCUGCAGCCAAGGCUGCUUGGCCCCAUCCCCAACUCCUGGGCUGGCAGUGCAGCUGUGCCAGCCCUGAGAGGCCUCAACAAAGGCUUCCUCGGUGUUAACGAUGAUCACGUUGAUUGCUAUCUUUGUUCCCUAGGACAGCAAGGCACAGCGGUGACUUCAGCAUCUAGGCAAACACUUUGUUUCUACAGGCACUCAGACUCACUUUAGUUUUGAUUAUUUGGAAAAUGAGAUCUUUUAUUAUACUGGCCUUCAUAUUUAACAUACAGAGGGCGUAUUUCUCCUCUCAGUUACAAUCAGGACAGGACACCUUAGGACCAUGCACUUAGGAAAGCACACUUAGUAAAACUACUGACUGAACGAGAGCAUUGUGGUAUGUUUGCCCUACAUCCUCGUCCAGAUACUUAAUCUGCCAUCACUGCUGAUCUAUAUAAGUCUCUAAGAAGCCCUUUUUUGUAUUUAUUAAAAAUAAAGUGACUACUGUCUAA